Molecule: messenger RNA, 261 nt
Organism: Peronospora belbahrii
Lineage: Eukaryota; Oomycota; Peronosporomycetes; Peronosporales; Peronosporaceae
Source: the annotation of a GenBank genome assembly
AUGGCGAUUGUUAACAAUGGUAAUGUGAGCUCCAGUAGUGAUAACGAGACGGUAGCACAGCUUCUAUCGAAUGUACAGGUGGCUGUGGCAGACGACCCGGCACUUGCUCACAUGUUUAACAUUUCCGACGCCAGUCAAAUGAGCGAAGAGGAGCUCACGACGCUAUUACAGGGCAUUUUAACUGCAAGUUUAAGCGGUAGCUUGAACUCAAUGAACCCGGAGAAAUGGACGGAGGACGCGUCAGGAGCAGAGUGCUAUUAG